GCGGCUAUGAUUCACGUGUGCUAAGGCUCCCUCGCGGUUGCCUUCCGUGGUCUGGCGAGGGCUGGAAGGUUCAGCAGGCACAGAUAGGAGGGGACAGAAACCCCUGUCCCUCCUGAGGCUGUCGCCCUGAGGAAGGAGCGGGUCUCUACACUCGCUGUCCCCACCCCGCCCCGUUGCCCCAACCUGGCCCUGGGGACGGAAGAGCCCCCUUCCCCGGCCGCCACCCAGCACCCAGCACCCAGCACCCAGCUCCAAGGUGGAGGCAGCCCAGCACGCGGCUUUGAAGGGCUGUUUCACAGAACAAGCCACAGCCCUGCCGGCUCACGCUGGGGCCCGGGGCGCUCCCCUCAGGUUGGCCAAGCGCUUCAGUGAAGACGGGGCGGUUCUGUCACGUUGGCACCGGGAGGCUGUGGAAGGCCCUGGGGUGGGGGAAUGCGGCUCGUGGGUUUGCUGCCGCUCUGGGGCCCGCUCCCUGCCUUCCAGACCUCAGCAGCCCCUUCAGCCGUGCCCCCAGCCAGACCCCCACGGCCUCUUGCUCAGCCGCUGACGGCGAGCUCUCCUGGGGGUCCCUCCUCGAGGUCCAGGCAGGGAGAGCAGGGCUGUGGGGCCCAGAGGGCGGUGGCUGGAGAGGAUGGGUCUCUGGGGGUGCUGAGCCCCAUCGCGAGGGUAUCAGUGGCUCUGUGUGGGCUUAAGGUGUCUCGUCUCCUGGACGGGCGGCUGGUCCGGGAGUGGGCGUGGGGCUUGGGUGGAGCGGAAGCAGUGGGCAGGAACCAGGGAGGAGCUCGGGGCCUGCUGGGACAUCCCUGGCGCUGGGUGAGAAAGCUGACAGUUCUUAGUCCUGCAGGUGCUGCUGUCAUUCCUUCCUCCCGAGGACACUCUGCCUCAUGGCUCUGGCAAAGGUGCCUGGGACCUGCUUGCUCACCAUUCAUGUCCUGCAGGCCCAUGGCCUGCCCUCCAAGGACCUAGUGACUCCCUCUGACUGCUACGUGACUCUGUGGCUGCCCUCGGCCUCCAGCCAGCAGCUCCAGACGCGCACGGUCAAGAACAGCAGAAACCCCGUCUGGAAUCAGAGCUUUCACUUCCGAAUCCACAGCCAGCUCAAGAACAUCGUGCAACUCAAAGUCUUUGACCAGGACCUUCUGACCAAGGAUGACCCUCUGUUGUCAGUGCUGUUUGACGUGGGGACUUUGCGGGCUGGGGAGUCCCGGCGUGAGAGCUUCUCGCUGAACCCUCAGGGCAAGGAGCAGCUGGAAGUUGAAUUUCGGCUGCAGAAUCUGACCGACUGUGCUGAGCGCCUCGUCAGUAAUGGCAUCCUGGUGGCCCGGGAGCUCUCCUGCUUGCAUGUUCAACUGGAGAAGGCCAGGGGCCAGCAAGGGUCAGAGGGCAGAGUUCAGCUUGUGGUUCCCGGGUCCUAUGAGGGUCCGCAGGAGGCCUCCGUGGGCGCCGGCUCCUUCCGCUUCCAUUGGCCGGCCUGCUGGGAGCAGGAGCUGAGUAUUCACCUGCAGGAUGCACCCCAAGAGCAGCUGAAGGUGCCUCUGAGGGCACUGCCCUCUGACCAAGUGGUGAGACUUGUCUUCCCUACAUCCCAGGAGCCCCUGAUGAAGGUGGAGCUGAAAAAAGAAGAAGGACCAAGGGAGCUGGCAGUGCGGCUGGACUGCGGGCCCUGUGCCGAGGAGCGGGCCUUCCUGAGCAGGAGGAAGCAGGUGGUGGCCAAGGCCCUGAAGCAGGCCCUGCAGCUGGAUGGAGACCUGCAGGAGGAUGAGAUUCCAGUGGUAGCUGUUAUGGCCACUGGUGGUGGGAUCCGGGCCAUGACUUCCCUGUACGGGCAGCUGGCUGGCCUGAAGGAGCUGGGCCUCUUGGAUUGCAUCUCCUGCAUCACAGGGGCCUCGGGCUCCACCUGGGCUUUGGCCAACCUCUACGAGGACCCAGAGUGGUCUCAGAAGGACCUGGCAGGGCCCAUCGAGUCACUGAAGAUGCAGGUGACCAAGAGCAAGCUGGGCGUGCUGGCCCCCAGCCAGCUGUGGCGGUACCAGCAGGAGCUGGCUGAGCGUGCGCGCCUGGGCCACCCGCCCUGCUUCACCAACCUGUGGGCCCUCAUCAACGAGGCGCUGUUGCAUGACGAGCCUCACGACCACAAACUCUCAGACCAGCGGGAGGCCCUGAGCCGUGGCCAGAACCCUCUGCCCAUCUACUGUGCUCUCAACACCAAAGAACGGAACCUGACUACCUUUGAAUUUGGGGAGUGGUGUGAGUUCUCCCCCUAUGAGGUCGGCUUUCCCAAGUACGGCGCCUUCAUCCCCUCUGAGCUCUUUGGCUCCGAGUUCUUCAUGGGGCGCCUGACAAAGCGGCUUCCUGAGUCCCGCAUCUGCUUCCUGGAAGGCAUCUGGAGCAACCUGUACGCAGCCAACCUACAGGACAGCUUGUAUUGGUCCUCCGAGCCCAGCCAGUUCUGGGACCGCUGGGCACAGGCUCAGGCCAGCCUGGACAAGGAGCAGGUCCCCCUUCUGAAUAUAGGAGAGCCUCCCACAGCGGCCAGCAGGAUAGCUGAGUUCUUCACUGACCUUCUGACACGGCGUCCACUUGCCCAGGCCACCCACAAUUUCCUCCGUGGCCUCUCUUUCCACAAGGACUAUUUCCAGCAUCCUCACUUCUCUGCCUGGAAAGCCACCAAACUGGAUGGCCUCCCCAACCAGCUGACACCUGCAGAGCCCUUCCUUUGCCUGUUGGAUGUGGGCUACCUUGUCAACACCAGCUGCCCACCCCUCCUGCGGCCCACACGGGACGUGGACCUCAUCCUGUCGCUGGAUUACAACCUCCAUGGAGCCUUUCAGCAGCUGCAGCUCCUGGAUCGGUUCUGCCAGAAGCAGGGCAUCCCGUUCCCGUCCAUCUCACCCAGCCCCGAGGAGCAGCGCCAGCCCCGAGAGUGCCACCUCUUCUCAGACCCUGCCCGCCCUGACGCCCCUGCCGUGCUGCACUUCCCGCUGGUAAACGCCUCCUUCCGGGAGCACUCAGCCCCAGGGGUCCGGCGGACGGCCGAGGCGCAGGAGGCCGGGGAGGUGAACCUGUCUUCAUCCGACUCCCCCUACCACUACUUGAAGGUGACCUACAGCCAGGAGGACAUGGACAAGCUGCUCCGCCUGACGCACUACAACAUCUGCAACAACCAGGAGCAGCUGCUGGAGGCCCUGCGUGAGGCCGUGCAGCGGCGCAAGCAGCGCCGGGCCGAGUGAUGGGCAGGAGGAUGCCAUGCCACGCCCCAGCCCCACGGCUCCCUUCUUGGCCGCCUUGCUGCUCCGGUUGAGUUGGGGUGGAGACCGUCAUCACCAAGUUCAGAGCCUCUGGCGGUUUGGACGGCCCAGUUGUGGUCGCCAGCCCUCUGAGGGGCUCACGAAGGCGCCCAGCACCACCCAGACGUGGCACUGAAGCCACCAGCACCCCUGCCACGGACACCCUGGGGUAGGUUGAGGGUUUUAAACAGGGGCUGGGACCUCGUCUCCAUGAUGUGGCUGGAGAAGAUUCAGAGGUUCUGUGGCAGCGGGGUAAGUGGGGCAGUCUGGGCCAGAUUUGUGUGCGCACACAAAGCCCCGUGACCUGGGUGUCCUUUCCCUGCUACCUUGAGUAGCUGUACAGAGUGAAAUAAAUAGAGCAUUUUAUGUAUUA
Messenger RNA from Balaenoptera acutorostrata (minke whale), 3660 nucleotides. RefSeq names its product phospholipase A2 group IVB (gene PLA2G4B). Gene Ontology annotation, cellular component: cytosol. Gene Ontology annotation, molecular function: calcium-dependent phospholipid binding; calcium ion binding. The transcript has 21 exons. Bases 885 to 3230 code for a protein of 781 amino acids. The record is from RefSeq and is a predicted model, not a curated record. Gene Ontology annotation, biological process: glycerophospholipid catabolic process. Lineage: Eukaryota; Metazoa; Chordata; Mammalia; Artiodactyla; Balaenopteridae.